Molecule: messenger RNA, 1079 nt
Organism: Apis mellifera (honey bee)
Lineage: Eukaryota; Metazoa; Arthropoda; Insecta; Hymenoptera; Apidae
Gene: Naa80
Product: N-acetyltransferase 6
Exons: 4
Coding region: 259-855 (198 amino acids)
Biological process (GO): protein acetylation
Cellular component (GO): cytoplasm
Molecular function (GO): acetyl-CoA binding; N-acetyltransferase activity
Source: RefSeq, a predicted model, not a curated record
AUAUUUGAUCACAUAUAAAAGAUGUAUAUUUGUAGUUUGUAAAAUAUAUUUUUGAAUGAGGUAUAUAUUUUAUAAUAUUGCUGGGUACAAGAAUUUUACAUAAUAGUGGGGAUAUGUUCAACAGAAGUAUCAUUCUUGGCUCAAGAUGAUAUUAAUCUCAGAGCUAUUUCUACACGAGAUAUAUCCAGGUGAAGCACAGUGACUUUUAAAUUUAAUUAUUAGAUUCUUAUUAUUUAAUUAGAAAAAUACGAAAAAAAUAUGACCACUAUUGACAAGGAAUAUAAAAUAAUACCACUUCAUAAAAGACCAGAUUUAAUUCCAGAUUGUUGUACAUUAUUGAAUUCUGAAUGGCCAAGAAGUGAAACUGCACGGUUAAAAUUUCUGAAUGUAUCAUGUGAUGAAUUUCCCACAUGUCUUAUAUUAGUUGACAAAGAAGAUAGAGUACUUGGUCAUUGUAAAAUAUCUUUAAUACCUAGAUUACGUCACAGUUGCUUUAUACAAUCAGUAAUAAUUGACUACCAGUGUAGAUCUCAAGGACUUGGAUCUAAAUUAUUACGUGGAGCUGAAGAACAUGUAGCAAAAAAAGGAAUUAAAAAUGUAUAUUUAAUAACUAAAGGUCAAGAAGUUUUUUACUUUAAAAAUGGUUAUAAAACUUGUGAUCCAUUUAAAGCAUCAGGAAUUAAUGAUGUUGUAUAUUCUAGUGCAGCAUUUACUAAAGCAAAACUUAAGGAGAAAAGUACACAGUGUUGUGGUCCACCACCACCUCCAAUGCCAAACUUUCAAAUGCCAAAGUUUUAUGAUUUAGGUGUUAUAACACACAGAACACAUAUGGUAAAAAAAUUAUCAUUACAAUAGUAAAACAAUAAUGAACAAUUUUCUUUUUACACAUAAGAUUUUUUAUAUAUUCCAUUAUGUAUAUUAUUUAUUUAUUUAUCUAGAAAAUUAUUUUUUUAAUUUUAAUUUUAAUUGCUUUUAAAUGUAGAAAUGUUUCUCAUGCAUACAUGUCAUUCAUAUAUUACAAAUCAUAAUUUACAAUCAUUCCAAUAGAUAUUUAAAAACGUAGAUAUUCUCUAAAAAAA